Molecule: messenger RNA, 833 nt
Organism: Zea mays
Lineage: Eukaryota; Viridiplantae; Streptophyta; Magnoliopsida; Poales; Poaceae
Exons: 1
Coding region: 376-756 (126 amino acids)
Source: RefSeq, a predicted model, not a curated record
ACGGCGCUGGUGGAGGCUCCACGACGACAAAAGCAAAGCUGCAACCAUGACGACGACGUGCUCCGUCUCUUCUUCACCUAGAUUUCACGGAUUUCGCUCCUCAACACACAUAGGCACAUAAACACAAUUCAUAUUAGCAAAUAGACGUCGAUCGAUGAAAUGACAAAGCAAGAACGAAUCCUCACCGAUGGUCGACGGCGUCGUAGACGGGAUGCACAAAACAUCAAACAUCCGACGACGCCAAAAGGGUUGGCCAUGACACGUCACUCCUCUUGAGCAUUUAUACAAACACCUUACACGCACGGCGACGCAGGGGCUGUAAAGAAAGGCACUAAAGAGAGGGGGUUCGGCAUCCAUGGCUGAGGGCUGGCGUCCAUGGGAGGUGGCUGCAACAGGGAAGUGGAGAUUAGGCGAGCAGGAAUGAGGGGCGAGCUCGCCACCCGGGGCAAGGAAAGGGGCGACCAUGGAGAAAUCUGGAGCAGGGAGGGAGUGCGAGGUCGUCCAACGCAGGGGGAAACAGAGGUGAGCACCAGGGAGAUGCGGCGUCAGGCACUGAAGGGGGCUCAGCCGGCGACCAGCACGACGGCGCAGCAGGGCGCGACCUCAUGGAGAAGGACGAGCCAGAGAAAUGAAGGAACGGCUGGGAGAGACGUGCGUGAGGUGGGAGAGGAGUUGAGGCUGCGUGCUAGCUUGAGGGAGGAAAAUGGUUGGGCGGCAGUGAGACAAGGCCAGCAGAUGAGCGGCGGCAGGGAAUGAGCUGAGGGAGGGCGGCGUCGAAGGAUCUAGGGGAGAGGGAGAAGACGUGUGGGGAUAAGGAGAAAAGAUUAAACGGU